GUUGUAGUGGAACGAAGAAACUAUUCAUAUAAAAGUAUAAUAUUAGUAUGUUAAUGAAACUUUUUUCAAGUGACAACUAUUGACACCUUUUUUUUAAUAUGUCAUAACAAUCAGUCGUAAAUCCAAAACAGGAACACCAUUUUGAGAUAUUGCGAUGUGCGUAAAACUGUAACAGCCUUCACGGAUUAUAAUUUAUCGGAACAAAUUGGCAAUGCGCUACUGAGAACGUAUAUGAACAAUGUAUAAAAUUAAUUUAUUUGUGACAUUGUUUGUGUGUGUGAGUUACGUAAGUGGGAAAGUGAACUCUACGGAGGAUGGGACAAGCUCUCGUAUGGCUUGGAUGAAGAGUUUAUUGGACCAUCAUGACUGGAUUAACGUUCUGAAUGGAAGCCAUAAUGUGUCCGAAAAGUGUGAAUCGGAUUUGAGGCAGUACCUGACGGCGUUGAAUGAUGGACUGCUGUGGGCUUCCAAAAUUUAUGAUGCAUCAGGCCAGUAUAGUCCAAACAUGCUAUUUGGGAACGAAUUCUGGCUCGGAUCAAUAAACGCAUGUCGUGAUUUGCAACACAAAGAGUACUAUGCGCAAACGCCGCCUUUCCCUUGUACCUUCUAUGUUGCCAAAAUUAACCUCACCGUCGACGGAGAUCACAUACCACAGACAAGGCCUAUGCUUGUCGGUCAGUGCGUGCCGGCGUCUUGCGAUAAAGAUGAUUUGAAAUCUGUAUUGGAUGCUGCGGAGACGGCAAUCGUUGAAAGGGCCGUAGCCAAUGGCUUCAUCGCUUCCUUCACUACCCUCUACGUCCGACCUGUCCCUGGCACUUAUGAUGUUUUAAAAGAUUUUAAAUUUCAUAUAUUAACGACCGUUAUUUUGACGGUGUCGGUGUGGAUGUUGGUAGCUUCUGCCUACGAAGGUUACUUGGAGAGAAAAUACCGCAAUAAAGAACCGAAGGAUCUAGAAGUAGCCAACAACAAUCACAAACCAACUGCGAAUAACAAUAACACACCACAAGCGUCUGCAAAAAACGUGGACAACGAUAUCAAAGAAAAAGAUAUAAGAAGAGAUGUUUGCGGAGUAUGGUCUGAAAUUCUGCUGUCAUUUUCAAUACUCUCUAAUGGGCGAGCCAUUCUGAGCACACACAAGCCGAGCGAUGGAGCACUAACUUGCUUACACGGCAUGAGAUUCCUUUCCGUGUUGUGGGUCAUCAUGGUGCACACAUAUUUGACAGUUUUCUACAUAGCAGAUAACAAGACUAUGAGAGUGGUCACUGAAAGGAAUUUUCUUUAUCAAUCAGUCGGUAAUGCAUCCUACUGUGUGGACACAUUUUUCUUUAUCAGCGGUCUGCUCGUCACUGUGCUUUUCUUGAGAACAGAGGAGAGUAAGGCUAAUCGGAAAAAAAUAGCAAAAUGCAGGGAAAAUAAUAAGGAAACAAACAAAAACCAGAAUAGUUAUACAAAUUCAGCGUUAUCGGUCUCAGUCGUUAGCCAAGAAUCGUUCUACGAAGAUUUACUUGACAAGCCGGAGGUUAGGGUUUACAGCAAACGAGAAGUCUUCGGUAUGACGAAGUCUUUUCUCGUCCUCCUAUCAUACCGCGUGGUGAGGCUGACGCCGGCGUAUGCGUUCGUCAUCGGUUUGAACGAGCUGGCGCUUCGGUACACCUACGACCACACGGUGUUCGAGCCGGCUAUCUUCGACCACAUCAACUGCAACCAUUACUGGUGGCGUAACUUGCUCUACAUAAAUAAUUUAUUUCCUCAAAAAGACAUGUGCAUGGUCUGGUCCUGGUACAUGGCUAAUGACACGCAAUUUUAUGCUGUCGGUAUAAUACUGCUGUUGAUAUCCAUCAAGCAUACGAGAUUCGCGAUGGUGUCCCUGAUCCUGGUGUUGGUUAGUUCCUGGGCAACCACCAUCUACGUGUCAGUGUGGCACCAGUACAAAGCUCGCAUUCAAGAGCCGUUUGAAAUGUUUGAUCCACUUUAUGACAAACCGUGGUCCCGCAUCGGACCUUAUUUGGUUGGAAUGAUCGUAGGGUGGUAUUUACAUAAAACUAAAUGUCAAAUAAAAAUGCCAUAUUGGCUGGUAGCGGUUGGCUGGCCGGCCUCCCUCAUUAUUAUUGCCAGCCUCAUCUUUGGUAUGGUGGACGGAUACUUUGAAGUCUGGCCAACCGCCUUUUACGUCAGUGUUGGUCAUACAGGGUGGGGCGUGGCUCUCGCAUGGAUUUCAAUAGCGUGUUGCUGUGGUUACGGAGGACUUAUCAAAUCAGGGCUGUCCUACCGUGGACUGUUGCCACUCAGCCGACUCACGUACUGCGCGUACCUCGUGCAUCCAACCAUCAUGAUGUAUACCUCCUUCUUGCUAGACGGGCCUCUGCAUCUGGAAAACUCUAUGGUGCUCGUCAUAUACUCGGGGUACGCCGUCAUGGCAUUCCUGGCUUCGUUCGCUAUUUCACUGGCAUUUGAGGCGCCCGCAGUGAGACUGUUGAAGAUUAUCACUGGAGGAAGCAAGAGCGAAAAAUAGUCUGAGUAGCAACGUGUUAUGUCCAUGAAGCUGUUUAAAACAAAAAAGUUUCGGUUGAACCAAAUAAAGUGUUCCCCCUUUUACGAUAUUGCCUCUUUAAAGGAGCUUUAUUUAGAUUUACAAAUAAUUUAAUUAUUUUGCUCUAGUUACGAUUUAAAUAUAGUAAGCAUACCAAGUUACCUGUAGGAGGAUAAUGAUAGUUUUUUUCUUCUUUUUUUUCUAUUUUUUUUUUAUUAAAUCUAUAUGUACUUGUGCUAUUUAAAUAUCUGUAAUAGCUCCACUCAUAAAAAAAAUUAUCAUGUUUGUUUCGAAGUAAGCCAACGGUUAAGUUAGUAAGUACUGCUUCCAAUACGAACUUACUGUUGAAUUCGUCCAUUUCUGUAGAUAUUCACAUAAUAGGCUAUUACAUUAUUAAAGGUCUACCAUAAUUCAUCAUGUUGAUAGAGCAAGGUUAAAAACUAUAACUAAGUUUUGUUGCCAACUUUGUUUAUAACGAAGUAUUCUGAUAGUUUCAAAACAGUAUCGAGUUAUGUGUCUAAUUGAAUACUGAAUAUCCAAUAAUAUAUUUAGCAGAAUAUUUUUUUUUUUUUACAAACAAUACAUACCUAAAAUUUUUUUUAAUAUAAAUUUUUCUUAUAUGUUUCGUAUAUUAUAUGUAAGUUCCACAUGUUUAUAAAUUUUUGAAUUUAAUAUUACGUUGUACAUACUCUGAUGUAAAUAUAUGUGUAUUAAAAUAUAAUAUAAUUUAUAUUUCUAGUCGUUAA
Messenger RNA from Danaus plexippus (monarch butterfly), 3276 nucleotides. RefSeq names its product O-acyltransferase like protein-like. Gene Ontology annotation, molecular function: acyltransferase activity, transferring groups other than amino-acyl groups. The transcript has 13 exons. Lineage: Eukaryota; Metazoa; Arthropoda; Insecta; Lepidoptera; Nymphalidae. Bases 239 to 2512 code for a protein of 757 amino acids. The record is from RefSeq and is a predicted model, not a curated record.